This is a messenger RNA of Camponotus floridanus (Florida carpenter ant), 2202 nucleotides long. RefSeq names its product transcription factor IIIB 90 kDa subunit (gene Brf). Gene Ontology annotation, cellular component: transcription preinitiation complex; transcription factor TFIIIB complex; nucleus. Gene Ontology annotation, biological process: DNA-templated transcription initiation; transcription preinitiation complex assembly; transcription by RNA polymerase III. The transcript is spliced from 15 exons. The record is from RefSeq and is a predicted model, not a curated record. Gene Ontology annotation, molecular function: TBP-class protein binding; RNA polymerase III type 3 promoter sequence-specific DNA binding; RNA polymerase III general transcription initiation factor activity. Bases 153 to 2111 code for a protein of 652 amino acids. Lineage: Eukaryota; Metazoa; Arthropoda; Insecta; Hymenoptera; Formicidae.
GUAGUUCAUGUCCACGUUUUUAAUGUCUACAAGGGACGUCUCGCUUUCAGGAAUUACCUGAAAACGUGAUACAUCUCUCAUUCUUCUUUCUGAUAUUAACUUUGCGAGAAUUUCAUGUUUAUAUUUCAGUAAAUAAAUAAACAAUUAUCAAGAUGUCUGGAAACAAGUGUCGUAAUUGUGGAUCUACAAAUAUUGAGACCGACCCUGCACGUGGAGAUGCUAUUUGUAUGGAAUGUGGUUUUGUAUUGGAGGAUUCAGUUAUUGUUAGUCAACCAACUUUUGAGGAAUCGUCCUCUGGUAAAGUAAUGCCUAAAUACUUUGUCCCUAAUGAUAGUACAGGUGGUGCUACAAAUUUUGGUGCACGCUAUUUCAAUGAAAAGGAAUCUAGUAAACAAACCUUAGAAAAUGCAAGGAAAGGUAUAAUACAUCUUGCCAUGCAAUUAGGCUUAGACGAGAAUGAUAUCAACAUGUCUGUAAGAAUUUAUGAAUCUGCUUUAAAACGUAAUAUGACACGUGGGAGAAAACAGGUACAUAAUCAGGCUGCUUGUGUGUAUAUUACCUGUCGACAUGGAGACAAUCCUCUUCUUCAUUCUAUUAUGCUUAUCGACAUCAGUGAUAUUCUUCACAUUUGUGUUUAUGAACUCGGACGGACAUAUCUACGAUUUAUACAAGCACUUGAUGUCCAUUUAGUUUUUGCAGAUCCUUGUUUAUACAUCGAAAAGUUUGCGCGGAAACUUGAAUUUGGAAAGGAAACUAAAGCCGUAGCUCGGACAGCCACCAGAAUACUUCAAAGAAUGAAUAAGGAUAGUAUUCAUAUUGGUCGUAGACCAUCCGGUCUAUGUGGUGCAGCUUUACUGAUUGCUGCGCGAUUGCACGAAUUUAACAGAUCACCUGCUGAUAUUAUAAAAAUUGUUAAAGUACAUGAAUCCACCUUACGCAAGAGAUUAAUGGAAUUUGGCGACACACCAUCUAGUGCUUUGACCUUAGAUGAAUUUGAAACAGUGGAUUUAGAAGAAGAAGAUCCUCCAGCAUUUAAAGCAGCACGUAAAAAGGAUAGAGAACGUUUACAAGGGUUAGAAAACAUAGACGUGGAAAUAAGCGAACUGCAAGCGGAAAUUGAUAGACAAUUGGAAGAUUAUAGAAUAGGGAAAGGAAGAAAACGAAAGAAUGUAUCUUCUAUAGAGAAUGAAGACGCAGAUAGAUUUAUUCAAGAGAGUCAUUUGAACAUAAUCCAACAAUAUGUUGAGAAUCAUAUCGAUGAUCCUGAUGAAAACUAUCGAGACAGUAUUAGAGAUGAGAGUAAUAGUUCAAUUGUUAGAAGAUUAGGUCCGGAUAUAGCAUCGAUGAUGUUUGCGAACAAUUGUCCAAAUGAAUCGAAAGAAAAAGAUAAUACUAAGGAAGAGUCUUCUAAGGAAAUUUACUUAAGUGACAUUGAUGAUGAAGAAUUAGAUAGCUACAUUCUUUCGGAAAAAGAAUCGCAAUCUAAAUCUGCUCUUUGGAACAAAGUAAACGCUGACUAUCUUGUUCAGCAAAAGGAAAAAGAAGAAAAGCGUUUGAAAGAGAAGGAAGAAGGUAAAAAUGAAAAGAAAAAAAGAAAGACAGUUUCCAGGAAGAACAAAAUGCCUGCGAAUACCGCUAGUGAAGCAAUUGAGAAAAUGCUGCAAGAAAAAAAAAUAUCAUCCAAAAUUAAUUAUGAAGUGUUAAAAAGCAUAAAUAAUCACCAACAAAGUAAUCAACAAAACAAUCAAGAAUUACUUACAAAAAACAUGUUAGAGUUAGACAACGUAACUAUUAAUAAUCCAGUAACGAUCAAUUCUACACUGAAGACUGCAGACGCUCCUCUACCGAAAAAAUAUCGUUCUAUUAAACCGAAUACUGAGCCAUCAAAAAAAGAAUAUAAAACAUUAAAAAAAGAAGAUGAAGAAUUCACGAAAAAAGAAAUUAAUUCGGUAGAUGCAGUUACAGCGAAUAUGACCGAAAAUGUCUAUGAUAAUGAUGACUAUUUUGACGAAGAAGAACCUGAAUCUACGGAAAUAUCACUUGGACAGAUACUUGAAUCUCAUGCGACAUCUGAAGAUGAAUAUUGUGAUAACAAUUAUGAAUAUGAAUAGAAAUUUAACUAUUUAUAUGUUGUAUUUACAUUUAAUUAUUUAAAUAUAUAUAUACCGUGUCUCUUGAUAUAUAUACAGUACCCUCCAUAAG